This is a messenger RNA of Erigeron canadensis, 910 nucleotides long. Its product is annotated as CBS domain-containing protein CBSX3, mitochondrial-like. The record is from RefSeq and is a predicted model, not a curated record. The transcript is spliced from 6 exons. Lineage: Eukaryota; Viridiplantae; Streptophyta; Magnoliopsida; Asterales; Asteraceae. The coding region runs from base 114 to 728 and encodes 204 amino acids.
AGAGUGUGGUCACCCCACUAUCUUAUUAUUUCAUCACUAGUUCACUCUCUGUGUCUGUUUUAUUUCUUUCUGUGUGUGUAAUAUUUCUUCUUCAAUAAUAAGAUACAUAGAAUAUGCAAGGAGGAAUCAGAGCAUUCGUGUCAAAUGGAAGCAUUGUGAAGAAUGCAGUUCUCCAACAUGUUCGGUUGGUGAACCCCCUUCGACCACUAAUGUUGUCACGCCAUGAGUCAACUUCAGCUGCUCGUAUUGAAGAACAUGGUUUCGAAAGCACCAAAAUUGCAGAUGUAUUGAAUGCGAAGGGAAAGAGUGCUGAUGGGUCGUGGCUCUGGUGUACCACUGAUGAUUCUGUGUAUGAUGCUGUCAAGUCGAUGACGCAACACAAUGUUGGUGCGUUGGUUGUGGUUAAACCUGGCGAGAAAUCCUCCAUUGCUGGAAUUAUCACAGAAAGAGAUUAUCUCAGGAAAAUAAUCGUUCAGGGGAGAUCGUCCAAGUCAACUAAGGUCGGAGAUAUCAUGACCGAAGAGAACAAACUUAUCACGGUCACUCCAGAUACUAAGGUUCUGAAAGCGAUGCAGCUAAUGACAGAUAACCGUAUCAGACAUAUUCCUGUGAUUGAUGAUAAGGGAAUGCAGGGCAUGGUUUCCAUAGGAGAUGUGGUUCGUGCGGUGGUGAGUGAGCACAGGGAAGAGCUUGACCGUCUGAAUGCAUACAUACAAGGUGGCUAUUAGAAAUGGUUCACAACCAUAAGCUAUGGGUAACAGAACGGGGUAUCUUCCAUUUUAAUAACAAAGUAGUCACCUUAGGAGUGUGUAAAUAUUAUUAUGGCUUUUCAUGUUUCUUACAUUGCUAUUGAGGAUGUUGUAUCACCAGAGCGACUUGAUAAUAAAAAAACUUACAGAUGCUUGAAGCA